AUGCGACGUGCUGCUCUUGCCGGCCUUUCACUCUGCUGCGGCUUGGCGGCACAGAGGCCGCAGCAGCAGCGUCGCCUCGAUGCGGCGCGGGGCGGCGGGCCGCCAGGUCUCGUGGACCACUGUAGGCUGCUGCAAAGAAUCCGGGCGGGCCGGGAGCCGGAGCAGGUUAGGCGCCGGCGCGUUCAGGGUGUCGUUCGUAAGAUGGAGGCGAACUACACGCAGUGGCUGGCGGAGUGCGGGGCGAAGGAGUCGCUGCUGGUGCUCGAGGCCCUGGCAGGUGUGGCACGGUGCCUUAAACGGCAUCGCCCCGCCACGACGGAGUUUCAGCAGGGGGAGACGGAGGAGGACUGGAGCGGUGCGUCGCCGUACUUUUCGCCAGGCGCGAGUGAUUGGCUCUGUGUUCUGCUGGAGCGUGCCGCACACCACGCCUCGCGUCCCGAGGACUCUCUGACGCUGCUUUGGGCCGCCGCCGAGCUUGAGCUCGCAGAUGCGCAGACGCUGCAGCAUCUCUCUCGCCAGUUGACGAGGCGAGAGUACACGGGGAAUGCAGCCCCUGCGGAGCUGGUUUGCGUCCUGCGACUGAUCUCGCUUCUCGUGAAGCGCUGCCGCAUGCCAAUUCCGCAACUGGAUCACCUCCUCUGUCGCCUGCACACCGCCCCACUCGACGCACGACAGUCACUCAACGUCCUUUCCUCGCUCUUGCGGCUGCGUGAGAGGAAUAGCGUGCAGAUGGUGCGGUCUGUCUCACGGAGGGCCGUGGAGGACGUCGCGACGUACACCCCGAAGGACGUUAUCUACGCGCUGCAGGCGAUUGCGCUGUUAAACUGUUGUCAUGAGGCCUACGUGGGAGCCGUUCUCAACCGGUGCAUCGACUUGCAUGCGGAGCUUAAGCCGACGGAGCUCGGGAGCGUCUGCAAGUAUGUGGCGAUGCUGAGUGGCUCACGGGCAAACAAUGAGACGGCACUGAGCUGUGCGAAGGAGCUGCGCCGUCUGCUUCCCGCACUUUUAAGCCGGGCGGAGCAGCUGCUGGGCUGCUUUUCGCUCCGUGACGCUCGUUGCGUGUUGGGCUGCCUGGAGCAGCACAAGGUGCAUCACUCCGUUGUGUUUUCACGCCUGACGCCGCUUGCCUCGGAGAAGUAA
Messenger RNA from Trypanosoma conorhini, 1140 nucleotides. RefSeq lists its product as uncharacterized. The transcript has a single exon. The coding region runs from base 1 to 1140 and encodes 379 amino acids. The record is from RefSeq and is a predicted model, not a curated record. Lineage: Eukaryota; Euglenozoa; Kinetoplastea; Trypanosomatida; Trypanosomatidae.